Protomyces lactucae-debilis is the source of this 644-nucleotide messenger RNA. RefSeq lists its product as uncharacterized. The record is from RefSeq and is a predicted model, not a curated record. The transcript is spliced from 2 exons. Lineage: Eukaryota; Fungi; Ascomycota; Taphrinomycetes; Taphrinales; Protomycetaceae. The coding region runs from base 335 to 517 and encodes 60 amino acids.
AGUGUUGUGCGCAGGUGCAAUGGUAUAUGGAGCACUGACCCUGUAUCCGAACGCUUGAGAGCUUUUGUGGUGCAGCGGGAAAGUCGUCCCCAGUCCAACAGGUGUAUGAGUCAAUCCGAAGUUCGAGUCUCGAUGGGGACAGUGAAAUAUCGAAUGCUGCUGUCGCGAAGGCUCGGGGUCACAGGCAUGGGUCGACGAUAGAUCUCCAUGUAGACCUCAGGAAGCUAGGCGCAGUGUUGAUAGACGCAAAGCUAUGAUCCGAGAGGGGAUAUAGAAUCAGGUGAAGUGUUGUGCGCAGGUGCAAUGGUAUAUGGAGCACUGACCCUGUAUCCGAAUGCUUGAGAGCUUUUGUGUCCAACAGGUGCAUGAGUCAAUCCGAAGUUCGAGUCUCGAUGGGGACAGUGAAAUAUCGAAUGCUGCUGUCGCGAAGGCUCGGGGUCACAGGCAUGGGUCGACGAUAGAUCUCCAUGUAGACCUCAGGAAGCUAGGCGCAGUGUUGAUAGACGCAAAGCUAUGAUCCGAGAGGGGAUAUAGAAUCAGGUGAAGUGUUGUGCGCAGGUGCAAUGGUAUAUGGAGCACUGACCCUGUAUCCAAACGCUUGAGAGCUUUUGUGGUGCAGCGGGAAAGUCGUCCCCAGUCCAACA